AUGAGGAGGUUUUUGGUUCCUAGAACAAGUAUUGAGAAAGUGAAUGUUAAGCAACCGGAAGUCGAAGUAGAAGAAACACCCCCUAAUGUGGUCAAUGAGUUUAAUCCAAAUGAGAUUGUGCGUGAUCCAGGAUGUAGGAAACAAAUUCAUGAGUAUGCUCUGGAUAUUCAAGACCAAGUGAGGAGGGCAUAUAUUUUGAAGGGUCCAACGCAACCAGAUUUAGCAAGAUUUCCUCGUACUCAAUUUGGGAAGUCUUUAAGAGCAUUUUGUAAAGCAUGGUAUAAGAAUUAUACAUGGAUUGAAUACAGUGAGAUGAAGGAUGCAACUUAUUGUUUCUAUUGCUUUCUCUUUAAGCCGCCCGGGAGGGCUGAACACUUUGGUUAUGAAGUCUUCAACAAAGACGGAUUUAAAGAUUGGAAGCAUGCAUAUAAAGGCUUUAAAGAUCAUAUUGGUAGUCAUGAUAGUAAGCACAACUCAUGUAUGAAGCACUAUGACAAUUAUAAUAAUCAAAGACAAAGUGUGACAAGUAUCUUUGCUAGAGUAACUAGGGAAUCAGAAGAAUUGUAUAAGAUUCGUUUGACUUAUUCUUUAGAUUGUACUAGAUAUCUUAUAGCACAGUGCAUUGCUUUCCAUGGCCAUGAUGAAAACUCCACUUCUCUAAACAAGGGAAAUUUUAGAGAGAUGGUGGAUUGGGUAAAAUCUAAUGAUGAAAAAGUGAGAGAUGCUUUUGAUCGUGAUCCAAAAAAUUGCACAAUGACUUCCGGUGACAUUCAAAAGGAGCUUGCAACGUGUUGUGCACAUGAAGUUACCGAGGUGAUUAUGGAAGAGCUUGGUGAUAGACAAUUCUUUGUGCUUAUUGAUGAGUCACGUGAUAUAUCAGUCAAAGAACAAAUGGCGGUGAUGUUGAGGUUCUUGAACGACCAAGGGAAAGCUGUGGAACGAUUUAUUUCUCUACAUCAUGUCAAAUAUACUACAUCAGAGGCACUAAUGGAUGCCCUUUAUGGUAUUCUCGAUCGUCACACGUUAUCUAUUUCAAGGAUACGAGGGAAAGGAUAUGAUGGGGACUCAAAUAUGAGAGGUGAGUUUAAUGGUUUGCAAAGAAAGAUUCUAGAUGAAAACCCUUAUGCUUUCUAUGUCCAUGGUUAUGCUCAUCGUUUGCAAUUGGUGGUUGUGUUUGUUGCUAGUAGUUGUUCAUCUAUUCAUGAUUUCUUUGAGUACAUCUCCUUGAUUGUGCUUAGUGUUGUUUAUGAAGAUGGACGUGGACCAUCUCAAGCGGCGGGUUUGAUAGAAAAAAUGGAGAGCUUUAAGUUUGCUUUCAUUUUGAAGCUUAUGUUAAAGUUGUUUGGUAUCACAAAUAAACUUUCAAAAAUCUUGCAAACAAAAGAUCUUAAUAUUGUGCUUGCUAUGGAAUUAGUUGAUGAUGUUAAAGCUCGGUUGGCUACAUUGAGACAAUGUGGUUGGGAUGAUUUGUUUAUUGAUGUCCAAGAAUUUUGUUUUGCUCAAAGUAUUCCGGUGCCAAAUAUGGAUGAAGAAAUACUGGUUCGGGAUUUUCAAAGUUUGGCUAUGAAGAUGGUUCAAACUGAGAAACAUCUGGUAUUUCCAUUGGUUUACAAGCUCAUUGAGUUGACUUUGAUAUUGCCGGUGUCGACAGCAUCUGUUGAAAGAGCUUUUUCAGCAAUGAAGAUUAUCAAGUCUAAUUUGCGCAACAAGAUCAACGAUGUGUGGUUCAAUGACUUGAUGAUAUGUUACACCAAGCGGGAGAUAUUCAAGUCACUUAAAGAUGUUGAUAUUAUUCGAACAUACACCGCAAAGAAGUCUCAGAGAGGGCAUUUACCUCUUAAUUUUAUUUAG
Messenger RNA from Vicia villosa (hairy vetch), 1851 nucleotides. RefSeq lists its product as uncharacterized. Gene Ontology annotation, molecular function: protein dimerization activity. Bases 1 to 1851 code for a protein of 616 amino acids. The record is from RefSeq and is a predicted model, not a curated record. Lineage: Eukaryota; Viridiplantae; Streptophyta; Magnoliopsida; Fabales; Fabaceae. The transcript has 4 exons.